This is a messenger RNA of Lolium perenne, 1429 nucleotides long. Its product is annotated as cyclin-A3-2-like. NCBI's taxonomy places the organism in Eukaryota, Viridiplantae, Streptophyta, Magnoliopsida, Poales, Poaceae. Gene Ontology annotation, biological process: mitotic cell cycle phase transition. Gene Ontology annotation, molecular function: cyclin-dependent protein serine/threonine kinase regulator activity. The record is from RefSeq and is a predicted model, not a curated record.
ACUAGGAAUGAAGCCACUGUAGCAGCAGAAGAGGAGGGCGGCGACGGAGGCGAUGGAGAGAACACCGGCCGCGUCUUGCCGCCUCUUAAAAGGCCGACCAGUCGGCCACGGACCGCCAAGCCCCCGAUCGUCUCAGUCGCUCGCUCCGACCGUCGGACGCCGCGGAGGAGGAUGGAGGACAUCGCCGCGGAGGAGGAGGAGGAGGAGGAGAGCAUGGCCGACCGCGCCCGCCUGCUAGACUCGGACUCGGAGCCGGAGCAGCCGGACCCCGUCGCCGCCCGGGCGACUAUCGCGCCGUACCUCGAGGACGUCGACAGCUACAUGCGGUCCCUCGAGGCGCUGAGGAGGCCGAGGGACUAUAUGCUGCCGGUGGAAAUCACACAGGGAGCUAUCACCCCUACCAAAAGGGCGAAGGUGGUGGACUGGCUCGUGGAAGUGGCUGGUGACUUCAAGCUUCUGGCUGACACGCUUCACCUUGCGGUUGCAUAUUUCGAUCGCUUCCUCUCAGUGGGUGUCGUUAUCCCCAGCGAGCUGCAGUUGCUGGGUGUGACUGCGUUGCUUGUUGCUGCGAAAUUUGAAAAUGAUAUGCAUAAGGUGGGGGAAUACAGUGACAUCACUGACAACACAUACACCAAACAGCAGGUGGUGAAGAUGGAGGCAGACAUACUGAAAUUGCUCAAGUUUGAGAUGGGGAGCCCCACUGCAAGAACUUUUCUACGGAGAUACAUAACUCUGUGCCGCCGAGGCGAUCGUGCAAAAGCAAAAACGCUGGAGUUUAUGUGUAGCUACCUUGCGGAAUUAAGCUUGCUGGACUAUAACUGCACAAUGUUCAAGCCAUCAGUUGUUGCUGCCGCCUGCCUUUUUCUGGCCAGGUUCACAAUCAGCCCAAAAAAACGUCCUUGGAACCGGACGCUGCAACGAAAAACGGGCUACAAGGUCUCUCAUCUAGACUGUUGCAUCUUGACGAUACAUGAGUUGCAGUUGAUUGGAGGGUACCCAGGCUUGGAGGAAGAAGCCAUAAAACUCAAGUAUAGUCAUUCCGAGCUUGAGAGUGUGUCAGCAAUGGCUUCACCACGAAAGAUCCCCGAGAAAUUCCUCAAGGACAUCAAACAGUGAAAGGUGGAAGUGCUGUCACAACAUUUUUUUGCAGGUGAUGGAGAUUUUGUAGUGUUAGUAGAAUGCAGGUUCGUGCAGACAUUAUUAGCGCAUCGCUUCCUGUCCACGACUGACCGUUGCAGAAUCAGUCUAGUAAAUAGUUUGUGACUGUUCCAGCUGCAUUUGAUAUUUUGAUGUGAUGUGUGACUGGAACGUGUUUGUACAAGAGAUAGAGCAUUUGGUAGCUCGAACUAGUCUGUACAGUAGAUGGAAGAUGGUGUCAUAGUCAACAAUAUUCAGUAUGAAGUUACAGUGCAAAUCAUAAUGUGUUUUG